CUCCGUCCCACAGCCAUGUCCUGCUACGAUCUGUGCCGUCCCUGUGGCCCAACCCCGCUGGCCAACAGCUGCAACGAGCCCUGUGUCAGGCAGUGCCAGGACUCCCGCGUGGUGAUCCAGCCCUCUCCCGUGGUGGUGACCCUGCCGGGACCCAUCCUCAGCUCCUUCCCCCAGAACACCGCUGUGGGAUCCACCACCUCCGCGGCUGUUGGCAGCAUCCUGAGUGAGGAAGGAGUGCCCAUCAACUCCGGGGGCUUUGGCCUUGGUAGCCUUGGUGGCUUUGGUGGCCGCUACUACGGCAGAAGGUGCCUGCCCUGCUAAAGCCGUGCUGGACGUCCAGUGAGCGCAUCGACCAGGAAGCCCACAGCCAGGUGCCGGAUUGAGGACGGAGCUGCUGGCCAGGGUUUCCAGAAGGGUUGAGCA
Messenger RNA from Charadrius vociferus (killdeer), 423 nucleotides. Its product is annotated as feather beta keratin-like. Gene Ontology annotation, molecular function: structural constituent of cytoskeleton. The transcript has a single exon. The record is from RefSeq and is a predicted model, not a curated record. Bases 16 to 321 code for a protein of 101 amino acids. Lineage: Eukaryota; Metazoa; Chordata; Aves; Charadriiformes; Charadriidae. Gene Ontology annotation, cellular component: intermediate filament.